ACAUGUAUAAUAUCAAUGUUCUUUGUCCUGUUUCCCUUAUUACAGAAAGAGAAGUACCACACUCAUCUAGCCGUGCUGUACUUGGACCAGGUCCUGAAGAUGAAGGCUAGUCCAGACACAGUUCCUCGAUUAGACCUGGACCUGGCUCGGUCCAAGCUGCGGCAUUUACUCCAGGACUCUUCCAUCUAUCGGGUCCAGCUUAUCCUGGGAAAGGUCAAGGAGACGGAUAUGUACGCUGAAUGUGCAAUACUCUAUGGAAAGCUCGAGGAGCACGACAAAGCUCUUCGGAUCCUGGUCCACAAACUCCAGGACUACGGAGCGGCAGAGAACUACUGCGUGGUUAAUUCCAAGGACCAGGACCAGGCCUACAGGAGAAGACUGUUCCAGCUCCUACUCACUGUGUACCUGGACCCAAUGGAAGGUAAAAAGGAUUCUCUUCUGGCUCCUGCUAUGAGUCUACUUAACAGUCCAGACGCAGAUUUUGACACGGUCAGGGUUCUUCAACUCUUACCCGAGACCUGGUCCGUUGGCCUCAUCUCGCGCUUCCUCUCUGAGGCGAUUCGCUCCAGCACGCACGGCAGCCGAAUGUCUCGUGUGGAGCACACCCUGACCCGGAGCGAGAACCUACACCUACGAAGCGAGAUCGUCCACAACAGCCGCUGCCUCAUCCCGAUGAACGAGGAUCGGACGUGUCAAGUCUGCCAGAGGCCGUUCAGCGAGCCAACGUUUGUGCGGUAUCCGAACGGGGUCAUCACGCAUACGCAGUGCGCGAGGAAUAAAGCGGUGUGUCCGGUGACGGGAAGGCUGUUCAGUACGCGCAAGGAGUCGACGUGAUGAAGGUUGACCCGAUACAAGUGCUCUUUGAGACUGUGAACUCUGAAUGUUCCUCUUUUAGGAUAGAUGGAUUUUUUAUUUACACAAAUGGUUACUGAAAACUGUUUAAAGCUUUUGAAUUUUCUGCAUCUUAUUCAGGGUUCCCAUAGUCGUGGUAAAUCCUGGAAAAAUUUGUGGUCAGGGAAUUCAGAAAAUAUGGGAAAGUCAUGGAAAUGUCAUGGAAUUGCAUUUACCUCUUGGCUAUGGCGGCUUUCUAGUUUGUUGUGUCUCGCAACUCUUAUACACUGCUAUUAUAAUUGGUGUUCAUGAUUUCCAUUUUUCCAAGUUUGGUGACAUCCCAAAUUAGACAUAAUUCCCGGAAUGUCACAGGCAGUCAUGGAAAGCAGCAAUUUAGUCGUGGAAAAGUCAUGGAAUUUUGUUUUCAAAUUUCUGUGGGAACCCUGUUAUUGACUCAUAUCAGAACCAAUUUGUCAGUGAAAAUUGCUGACAAAAUGCUUGGGUCAGCAGAUACUAUUCAACACCUGGGCCCUGUUGUACAAAGAGUUACGAUUGAUCCGAUUAAUCACAACUAUGGACGGCCAGCAGCGUCAACA
Lytechinus variegatus (green sea urchin) is the source of this 1427-nucleotide messenger RNA. Its product is annotated as transforming growth factor-beta receptor-associated protein 1-like. The transcript is spliced from 4 exons. The coding region runs from base 16 to 834 and encodes 272 amino acids. The record is from RefSeq and is a predicted model, not a curated record. Gene Ontology annotation, cellular component: membrane; cytoplasm. NCBI's taxonomy places the organism in Eukaryota, Metazoa, Echinodermata, Echinoidea, Temnopleuroida, Toxopneustidae. Gene Ontology annotation, biological process: autophagy; intracellular protein transport; vesicle-mediated transport.